This is a messenger RNA of Cervus elaphus (red deer), 3448 nucleotides long. RefSeq names its product serine protease 36 (gene PRSS36). Gene Ontology annotation, biological process: proteolysis. The transcript is spliced from 14 exons. The record is from RefSeq and is a predicted model, not a curated record. NCBI's taxonomy places the organism in Eukaryota, Metazoa, Chordata, Mammalia, Artiodactyla, Cervidae. Gene Ontology annotation, molecular function: serine-type endopeptidase activity. Bases 1 to 2583 code for a protein of 860 amino acids.
AUGUCCCAGCACCUGCUUCUCCGGCUUGUGAUCCUUGCCAUCAGCCCCAUCCCGGGAGCCUUCCAGGACUCAGACUGCGGUCGCCCCGAGCCCUCUGCCCGAAUCGUGGGGGGCUCAGACUCUCAGCCGGGCACCUGGCCGUGGCAGGUGAGCCUGCAUCAUGGCGGGGGCCACAUCUGCGGGGGCUCCCUCAUCGCCCCUUCCUGGGUCCUCUCGGCUGCUCACUGUUUCGUGACGGUCUGCCCGCUCCCUCGGGUCCACCUGACCCCCUUCCCGCCACGGCGCAGGAACGGGACCUUGGAGCCCGCGGCCGAGUGGUCGGUGGUGCUGGGCGUGCACUCGCAGGACGGGCCCCUGGACGGCGCGCACGUCCGCGCGGUGGCCGCCAUCCUGGUGCCGGACAACUACAGCAGCGUGGAACGGGGCGCCGACGUGGCCCUGCUGCGCCUGGCCUCCCCCGCCAGGCUGGGCCCCUCCGUGCGGCCCGUCUGCCUGCCCCGCUCCUCGCACCGCUUUGCUCACGGCACCGCCUGCUGGGCCACCGGCUGGGGGGACGUCCAGGAGGAGGACCCCCUGCCUCUCCCCUGGGUGCUACAAGAAGUGGAGCUCAGGUUGCUGGGAGAGGCUGCCUGUCAGUGUCUCUACAGCCGGCCUGGCCCCUUCAAUCUGACGUUCCAGCUACUGCCGGGGAUGCUCUGUGCCGGCUACCCGGAAGGCCGCAGGGACACCUGCCAGGGAGACUCUGGGGGACCCCUGGUCUGCGAGGAAGGUGGCCGAUGGUUCCAGGCAGGAAUCACCAGCUUUGGCUUUGGCUGUGGACGGAGGAACCGCCCCGGAGUCUUCACUGCUGUGGCUCCCUAUGAGGCAUGGAUAAGGGAACAGGUGUCAGGCUCAGAGCCUGGGCCUGCCUUCCCCACCCAGCCCCCGGAGGCCCAGUCAGGCCUUCCCGAGCCCAUGAAUGAGAACUGCACCAUCGCCCUGCCAGAGUGUGGGAAAGCCCGGAGGCCAGGGGCCUGGCCCUGGGAAGCCCAGGUGAUGGUCCCAGGAUCCAGACCCUGCUAUGGGGCACUGGUGUCUGAAAGCUGGGUCUUGGCACCUGCCAGUUGCUUUCCAGGUCACAUCAGCUCAGACCGCCCGCCCAGCGACCUGGACUACUGGCGCGUGCAACUGCCCUCGCGCCCGCGCGCGGAGCAGGUGGCGCGCCUCGUGCCGCACGAGAACGCCUCGUGGGACGAUGCCUCGAACCUGGCGCUGCUGCAGCUGCGCGCGCCCGUGAACCUGAGCGCGGCCCCGCGGCCAGUGUGUCUACCCCACCCAGAACACUAUUUCCUGCCAGGGAGCCGCUGCCGCCUGGCUCGCUGGGGCCGCGGGGAACCCGCGCCCGGAGCCAGCUCGCUGCUUGAGGCGGAGCUGUUGGGUGCCUGGUGGUGUCACUGCCUGUAUGGCCGCCAGGGGGCGUCAGUGCCGCCGCCGGGAGAGCCGCCUCAGGCGCUCUGCCCUGCCUACCAGGAGGAGGAGGUGGAGGGGAGCUGCUGGAACUACUCUCAUUGGAGCCUGCUGUGCCGGGAAGAGGGGACCUGGUUCCUGGCUGGAAUCAGAGACUUCCCCAGUGACUGCCUGCGUCCCAGAGUUUUCUACCCGCUGCAGACCCACGGUCCAUGGAUCAGCCAUGUGACUCGGGGGGCCUACCUGGAGGACCAGCUGGCCUGGGACUGGGGCCCUGAGGGAGAAGAGACUGAGGCACAAACUUGUCCCCCUCACACAGAGAAUGGUGCCUGUGGCCUGCGGCCAGAGCCAGCUCUGAUGGGGGUCCUGUGGCCCUGGCUGGCAGAGGUGCAUGUCGCUGGAGAGCGCGUCUGUGCUGGCAUCCUCGUGGCCCCAGGCUGGGUUCUGGCAGCCACUCACUGUGUCCUCAGGCCAGGCUCUACAACGGUGCCUUAUAUUGAAGUGUACCUGGGCCGGGCGGGGGCCAGCCCUCUCCCCCAGAGCCACCAGGUGUCCCGGUUGGUCAUCAGCAUCCGCUUGCCCCGGCACCUGGGGCUGCGGCCCCCCCUGGCCCUCCUGGAGCUGAGCUCCCGAGUGGAGCCCUCCCCAUCAGCCUUGCCCAUCUGCCUUCACCCAGGGGGUACCCCCCUGGGGGCCAGUUGCUGGGUACUGGGCUGGAAGGACCCCCAAGACAGAGUCCCUGUGGCUGCUGCUGUCUCCAUCUUGACGCCACGACUCUGUCACUGCCUCUAUCAAGGCCUUCUGCCUCCUGGGACUCUAUGUGUCCUGUAUGCAGAGGGGCAAGAGGACAGGUGUGAGGUGACCUCAGCACCUCCGCUCCUGUGCCAGACUGAGGGCGGCUCCUGGGUCCUCGUGGGCAUGGCUGUUCGAGGCAGCCGGGAGCUGUUUGCUGCCACUGGCCCUGAAGAGGCCUGGAUCUCCCAGACUGUGGGGGAGGCACCUUUCCUGCCCCCCAGCGGCUUCCCCCACUGGCUCACUGAAGGCAGUGACCUCUGUCCCCCCGACAUGGCCAGGGCCUCAGGUUCCCCGCGGGCUGCUCUUUUCCUGCUGCUUCUGACCCCCCUGAUCCAGGGCUGAGGGCUGACCCCUCCCGGCCCGGGGCCCUGGGCUACCUCCCCUUCACCUCCCCACCCGCUUCCACCCUCCACUUCCCGCCCAGUGAGGCUGGAAUGUAGCCCAACUGGCUCCCCUUCCCUUACCCAGAACCUCUGGAGCGCUCCACCCACCUAGACUGCAGCGGCUUCGGUUAAUUGGGCCUCAGUGCCCAGCUAUUUCGGGCUCUGGCAUUCUUGAGGGCAGCGGGAGCCAGCGGACAAUAAACAUGUAAACACAGACACGUGGCCUUGUGGCACGGCUGGAGGCAGGCUGAGGGGGCCAAGGGGGGGCCCCAGGGCUGGGCCUCUCCCUCCUGGGCCUCUGAGUCAGGCUGUGGGCAACCAGGAAAUGUGUCUCCGAUAAGGUGGCAGCUGUCCCUCAUUCCUGCCCCAGGGCGGGGGAGGUUGCGUGGCCAGCUGGGUGUGUGUCACGUCCCCAGUGGAAUCAGCGUCCCCGACACCUGCUGGCCACCUCAGCCUUGGCCUUGCCGCCCCUCCCCCUCGAGAGCAAGAAGGACUGAGGGUGAGGGUCAGCGGGAGAGUCCGGGGGUCUGGGAGUCCAGGGUCUGUCUGUCAUAUUCUGCACCCACAGGGAGCCUCCCCCAUAUACACACCCUGAUGAAUGGUGUCCCAGAGUGUAUGCCUCUGGAGUCCUCGUGCACACACCACGCUUGUACCCUUCAAGGGCCCACCACGUCCUGCCCAAAGCCCCCAGGGUCUGGACCCCAUCAUGAGUCCCUCAUCUGUACAUCUCACAGCCUCUUCCCAUAACUAACCAGUGUGUGUGUGUGUGUGUGUGUGUGUCUGUGUGUGUUAGUCGCUCAGUCGUAUCUGACUCUGCCACCCCA